This is a messenger RNA of Daucus carota subsp. sativus, 1512 nucleotides long. RefSeq lists its product as uncharacterized. Lineage: Eukaryota; Viridiplantae; Streptophyta; Magnoliopsida; Apiales; Apiaceae. Bases 1 to 1512 code for a protein of 503 amino acids. The transcript is spliced from 11 exons. The record is from RefSeq and is a predicted model, not a curated record.
AUGGCCUUGAACCCCUACAACCCUAUUAACAGCAUCGACUCCACUACAUAUGACUGGAGUUGUAGAGUGAGGGUGCAAUCAUUCUGGAAAGGACUAAACAGAGAGAGUCAGGAAUUUUGGGGACUGAAUAUGCUCCUCAUCGAUGAUUCGAAUUCCAGAAUCCAUGCUUUUGCGAAUUCCAAAUAUUGUGAAGACCUCAUAAAAGAAAUCAAGGAAGGGAAAAUUUACACAAUAUCUAAUUUCAAAGUGAAAGACUACCUUGGUGAUGAGAAAUUCAGAGCUGCUCGCAAUAAAAGGCAUAUAUUUUUCACUCCACAUACUCAAUUUAAGGAAUGCAACAGCUUAGGAUUGCAGAUUGAGAAUUAUGCUUUUGACCUAUUCCAUUUUGAUGAAAUAGAAAAACUUGCAGACGACAACAGAUUCCUCAUUGAUAUGGUUGGCAAGGUCAAAAAUAUUCAAGAUCUGAUUAAGACCAAAAAAAAUGAUGAGGAUAAAACUAUAUUCAAGUUUGAACUGUCAAAUGGAAGCUCCAGCCUCAAUGUCACACUUUUUGACUACUUUGGGGAGCAACUAGAAAACGAAUUUGCAAAAUUAGAAAGUCAAAAUCUGUAUGUCAUUAUAUGCUGUGCACGAGUUGGACGAUAUGAAGGUGUUCCGCAUCUUUCAAAUUACCCUGCAACUAGAGUGUUUAUCAACCCUAAACACUAUAGUAUUGAUGCGUUGAAAAGGAGUAUGUCUGAAAAAAAACCCGAGUCUGCUAUAGUUGAUGUCCCGACGGCAAAUGGUGAGGUGGAUUUGCCUAGGAAAAUAAUGACGGUCAAGGAGAUCAUAGGAAUGAAGGCAGAGUUUGGACAGGCGAAUGUUUUUUGUGAGGUGACGGUGAAAAGGAUAAUAGACAAAUCAGCUUGGUAUUUCAGGAAAUGCACAGGCUGUGAUUUAGAACUAGAGCAUGUCAAUGGAAAAUUCAAAUGCUCACGUACUAAUGGUUGUGGUAGAAUUAUUCCCUAUCCAGAUAAGAGAUUUCGGUUGUGCACUCUUUGCUCAGAUGACACAGGUUCAAUUGCAAUAAUCUUUCCUGAUCAAGCGAUAACUACAAACCUUGACAAAACUGUCAUCGAUCUGCAUGCAGAAUGUGCUGAUGAAACUGAGGAAGAUAAAUUCCCAGAAAUCCUAAAUUCACUCCUGAAACGGAAAUAUACCGUCAACCUUGCUAUCAGCGAAGAUAAUAUCAAAAAAGGCUCUACUGUUUAUCAGGCGUUAGAUGUCCUGCAGGCACAGGAAAAUGGCGACAGCUUUGAUCCAAACAAAACACCUCUACCUCAGUGCCAGGAUGUUUCUAUGGUGACUGUGUCUGAGACAGAUGUAACUGCUCAUCUAACUCCAAACACAGGAGAUUCAAGCACCAUCAAGAGCAGAGCAAGGAAAAUCAAUGAGGCAUUGGAUUUCAAUCCAACAGAUCCGUCACCAAUUCAGCCUUUGAAGAGUGUGAAAGUGGAAAAUACACCAAAAUGA